GACAGCUAUGCCAUCGUUCGCAGUGCCUUGUUCAACCAAGUUUUCUACUACUUGACGCCCAUGAUCGAGGACCGCAAUAGUCUCCAGUUGCCUGUAAACCAGGACCGCAAGUGGAGCUCUGUCGAUGCCCGCGAUGUGGCCGAUGCCGUCUACCGCUUGUCGCGCCAGAACGGCCAGCGCGAGGGUGUCUUUUUUGGAUCGCUUGGCAACGAGCAGCGCUUGUAUCAGUUCACUGGCAACCAAGCCCGCAACGGUCAAGAAAUUGCCCGCGAGUAUUCCGAGGCCUUGGGCAAUCGCAAUGUCGAGUACAGACAGAUCCAACAGCAGGAGCUUGAGAACUACCUCAACGGCAUCCGCGACGAUCCUCGCUUCAGAAGCAGACCCAAGGAACAUGGUGCUGAGCAGGGCAACAACGAUGAUCAGAAGCAGCGUCGCGACAGACCCCACAGCUUCCCCUUGGGCCGUUUCCUCAACAACGAGUAUAUCCGCUUGAUCGCCGAGUACUUUGCCUUGGCUGAUCGUGGCAAGCUUGAGUUCAACACGCCCGACCUCCAGCAAGCUCUGGGUCGCCAGCCUCAAGAGCUCCGCGAGUACUUUAAGAACAACCGCGACAACUUCAACAGACUUCGCUGA
Messenger RNA from Zychaea mexicana, 633 nucleotides. RefSeq lists its product as uncharacterized. Lineage: Eukaryota; Fungi; Mucoromycota; Mucoromycetes; Mucorales; Lichtheimiaceae. The transcript has a single exon. The record is from RefSeq and is a predicted model, not a curated record. The annotation marks the transcript as partial.